CAAUGGGAGAACCGGCUGGUGAUGUACCCAUGUCAGCAGAUGGUGAGGAGAGGCAGCAGCAGCAGGAAGAGGAGGCUCGGAUGCAGCAACAAAAGGAGCAGUGAGUGAGGAGAGCUACCAGGAGAACCGGACUAGGUAUUCUCCCUGAUACACCUGAGCCACCAUGUCAGCCAAAGCAAUAUCUGAGCAGACAGGCAAAGAGUUCCUGUAUAAGUAUAUCUGUACAGCCGCUGCAGUGCAGAAUCGCUUUAAAUAUGCACAUGUCACUUACGACACAGACUGGGACAAACUAAUACAGGAGCACCCAUGGCUUCUCACUGAGCCUCUGGUGGUAAAGCCAGACCAGCUGAUCAAGCGCAGGGGGAAGCUGGGACUGGUUGGUAUAAACCUAAACUUGGAUCAAGUGAAGAGCUGGUUAAAGCAACGAAUGGGACAUGAGACCACUAUUGCCAAAGCAAGAGGCAUCCUGAAAAAUUUCUUGAUUGAGCCAUUUGUUCCUCACAAACAGGAGGAGGAAUUUUAUGUCUGCAUUUAUGCAGCCCGUGAAGGGGACUAUGUGUUGUUCCACCACGAGGGUGGUGUGGAUGUUGGAGAUGUGGAUUCCAAGGCCCAGAAACUUCUCGUUGGAGUUGGGGAGCGUCUAACAGAACAGGAUGUGAAGACUCAUCUACUGACCCAGGUUACCCAAGAAAAGAGAGAAGUCCUUGCAAGUUUCAUAACUGGGCUUUUUAACUUAUAUGAUGACCUUUAUUUUACCUACCUCGAGAUCAACCCCCUGGUUGUGACAAAUGACGGUGUGUACAUUCUGGACAUGGCAGCAAAGAUAGACGCCACUGCUGAUUACAUCUGUAAAGCUAAAUGGGGAGACGUUGAAUUCCCACCCCCAUUUGGAAGAGAAGCUUAUCCAGAGGAGGCUUACAUCGCAGACCUCGAUGCCAAGAGCGGAGCCAGUCUGAAACUUACUAUUCUGAACCCACGGGGCAGAAUUUGGACUAUGGUCGCUGGAGGUGGAGCCUCUGUUGUUUACAGUGACACCAUUUGUGACCUCGGAGGAGUGGAUGAACUGGCUAAUUAUGGAGAAUAUUCUGGAGCUCCCAGUGAGCAGCAGACCUAUGAUUAUGCCAAGACCAUUCUGUCCCUCAUGACCAGGGAAAAGCACCUUGAUGGUAAAAUCCUCAUAAUUGGCGGCAGCAUUGCCAACUUUACCAACGUGGCUGCAACCUUCAAGGGUAUUGUGAGAGCCAUCAAGGAUUUCCAAGGCCCUUUGAAGGAACAUGAGGUAACCAUCUUUGUGAGGAGAGGAGGACCAAAUUAUCAGGAGGGACUCAGAGUAAUGGGUGAAGUGGGAAAAACCACUGGAAUUCCCAUCCAUGUGUUUGGCACAGAAACCCACAUGACUGCUAUAGUCGGCAUGGCUUUAGGCCAUAGGCCUAUCCCCAACCAGCCCCCUACUGCAGCCCAUACUGCCAACUUUCUGCUGAAUGCCAGCGGCAGCUCCUCAACGCCAGCUCCCAGCCGAACUGCGUCUUUCUCAGAAUCAAGACCUGAGGACAUAACUCCAGCUAAGAAGUCUAAGCCAGCAAUACCCAAUGAUUCAGCAACUCAGCAUGGACCAACUAAAGCCAAGGCCACUACGUUGUUUAGCCGUCACUCCAAAUCUAUUGUGUGGGGAAUGCAGACCCGGGCGGUGCAAGGGAUGCUAGAUUUUGACUACAUCUGCUCUCGGUCAGAACCCUCUGUGGCAGCCAUGGUUUAUCCUUUUACUGGGGACCACAAGCAGAAGUUUUACUGGGGUCAUAAAGAGAUCCUGAUACCAGUCUUCAAAAAUAUGUCGGAUGCAAUGCGUAAACAUCCUGAGGUGGACGUGCUGAUCAACUUCGCCUCGCUAAGGUCUGCUUAUGAUAGCACUGUAGAGACCAUGAGCUACCCUCAGAUUAGUACCAUUGCAAUCAUUGCUGAAGGAAUUCCAGAAGCUUUAACAAGGAGGCUGAUCAAGAUGGCAGAUGAGAAGGGAGUCACUAUCAUUGGUCCUGCAACAGUUGGUGGUAUCAAACCAGGCUGCUUCAAGAUCGGAAACACAGGUGGCAUGCUUGAUAACAUCCUAGCUUCUAAACUGUACCGUCCAGGAAGUGUGGCUUAUGUAUCAAGAUCCGGGGGGAUGUCCAACGAGCUUAACAAUAUUAUUUCCAGGACUACAGAUGGUGUAUUUGAAGGAGUUGCCAUUGGUGGAGACAGAUAUCCUGGAUCCACUUUCAUGGACCACGUUCUGCGUUAUCAGGACACACCAGGAGUUAAAAUGAUUGUGGUUCUUGGAGAGAUUGGUGGAACUGAAGAAUAUAAAAUCUGUCGUGGAAUAAAAGAGGGCAGGUUAACAAAGCCUAUUGUGUGUUGGUGCAUUGGGACCUGUGCAACCAUGUUUUCAUCAGAGGUACAGUUUGGCCAUGCAGGAGCCUGUGCCAACCAGGCAUCUGAGACCGCAGUCGCUAAAAACCAAGCCUUAAAAGAAGCUGGCGUAUUUGUGCCACGUAGCUUUGAUGAACUGGGUGAUGUGAUCCAGUCAGUGUAUGAGGAUCUAGUUGCCAAAGGUGAAAUUGUGCCUGCUGAGGAAGUGCCACCUCCCACUGUACCCAUGGACUAUUCCUGGGCAAGGGAAUUAGGUUUAAUCCGGAAGCCAGCCUCCUUCAUGACCAGUAUCUGUGAUGAGAGGGGCCAAGAGCUCAUCUAUGCCGGAAUGCCCAUCACUGAUGUCUUCAAAGAGGACAUUGGGAUUGGGGGUGUGCUAGGACUGCUUUGGUUCCAAAGGAGGGUCCCCAAAUAUGCCUCUCACUUUAUUGAGAUGUGUUUGAUGGUGACAGCAGACCACGGGCCAGCUGUGUCUGGAGCUCACAACACUAUUGUUUGUGCAAGGGCAGGAAAAGACUUGAUCUCCAGUCUAACCUCUGGCCUGCUGACCAUUGGUGAUCGCUUUGGUGGUGCUCUGGAUGCAGCAGCCAAGAUGUUCAGCAAAGCCUUUGACAGUGGUCUAAUUCCUAUGGAGUUUGUCAACAAAAUGAAGAAGGAGGGGAAACUGAUCAUGGGCAUUGGUCAUAGAGUAAAAUCUAUAAAUAAUCCAGAUAUGCGGGUACAGAUCCUCAAAGACUAUGUUAAGCAGAACUUCCCUGCUACUCCUCUGCUGGAUUAUGCACUAGAAGUAGAGAAAAUCACCACUUCAAAGAAACCCAAUCUUAUACUGAAUGUUGAUGGUCUAAUUGGUGUAGCUUUUGUGGAUUUGUUGAGGAACUGCGGAUCUUUUACACGGGAGGAAGCUGACGAGUACAUAGAUAUUGGCGCUCUGAAUGGUAUCUUCGUUUUGGGAAGGAGCAUGGGUUUCAUUGGGCAUUACUUGGACCAGAAGAGACUGAAACAAGGCUUAUAUCGGCACCCUUGGGAUGAUAUAUCCUAUGUUCUGCCUGAGCAUAUGACUAUGUAAAGACUUGUAUGACACUCCAGGAAGAAGAUCAAGGAUUUGAUUAUUAUACACACCAUGGGCUCUCCAUGAUAGCCCCUGCAAUGCAAGCCAGUAAAUGUUGUUGUUUUAUUGUCUUAAAGUUAUGGUGUUUUUUUUUUUUUUGUCGGUUAUAUUUUUCCAAAACAACCCAUUCCCUAUUUUACCCAAAGUCUUAGUUCUGUUACUUUGUUUUGAUAUGUGUAGAGAUUAAAUGGUGGCCUCCAAUUGUAUUCACAGCUGUAUUUAUUAAAUGGAAGCAGCAUUAGUAAAUGUCA
Molecule: messenger RNA, 3762 nt
Organism: Bombina bombina (fire-bellied toad)
Lineage: Eukaryota; Metazoa; Chordata; Amphibia; Anura; Bombinatoridae
Gene: ACLY
Product: ATP citrate lyase
Exons: 29
Coding region: 164-3469 (1101 amino acids)
Biological process (GO): acetyl-CoA biosynthetic process; citrate metabolic process; fatty acid biosynthetic process
Cellular component (GO): cytosol
Molecular function (GO): ATP citrate synthase activity
Source: RefSeq, a predicted model, not a curated record